UUGUAUUUGAGCAACAAAAAGACAACCACAUCUGUGUUCUGUCAUUCUGUAUUACUUUGCAUAUUCGACUGUGUCAAAUACUUUACCAAGCUUCCUAAAGAUGUGUUAAUUGACUAUUCGAAUUUAGUUGGCAUAAAAAAUAUAAAUCAUGUGGCUCUGGAGACAAAAUACAUUUUCGUUGAUUGCUGCUCUUUUGACUCUUCAAUGUUUACCGUCUUAUGAAUAUGUUAGCAGACACUUUACUGGCCUCGAUAAAUGGCAUCAAAGUCGUUCAACUAGCAGCGAAUAUAUACCAUCAGACUUUUACAAUGCUAUGAGAUUGGCAGAUCAGUCGAAACAAUCGUUGCAUAAUCAACUUAGAAGUUUUCUUGAAAAUCUUCAGAAAAAUCUCACAACAUCUAAAGUUCUUGGCGAUGUUGAUGGAAACUAUAAGAGUACGCUAAGUCAAAUGAAAAAACUAUACGAACUGCCAGAGUUCUUCUAUGCGACAGCGGAUAUAGCAAAUGCAUUAGCCCGUGACUCCGAGCAAUAUUUUGAAGUAUCGAAAAAUUGCAGUAGCACGCUUUUGCUAAAGCUUCGUCAGAUUCCAUCAUCACUGCCCACUUCAGUUAAGUUAUUGUUAACAAAUUAUUUUGAGGAAAUGGAAUUUUUUCACAUAACAUUCUCAGAGAUUUUGGACGAAGCCUUAGAGUACACGCAAAAUGCUUUCAUCGCCACUCAGAAGGCUUUUGUACAAUAUGCCGACGUUCAACAAUUUGUGCUGGACAAAUGGAAUUUCAAAGGAGAUGCUACCUGCUGUAAAGAGUAUAUGGAAUUCUUGCAGUUUUAUUCUGCACAAAUUUUUAAGUGCGCAGCCGGAAGUGAGCUUACGACCGCGUACGACGUAUUUGCUAUGACUGAGAUGACUGGAAAAUAUAUUAUUCAGCAGCUUGAGUUUAGGAUCCAACGGAUUUUUAACUGUCUUCUUUUUGGUAAUUACGAAAUACGGUGUACAUUUUUAAAGGAUGCUGAACAAGACUUCCAGCCGUUGCUUAACAAGAUUGAUGAGUUAAAAAUAUUUUAUGACAUUAGAAUUAAGCAUGGGCGUGUAUCGGCUUACAGGCUCACUCGGCGUGGCACUCAAAUUUAUACAGAAGCUUUUGAUGAUGUAACAAAUGAACCCAAAUGUUUACCAGAUAAUUUUCCACACAAUCAAAUGCAAUCAAGUUUAAAGUCAUGUUUCAACAACAUUGUUUUGUAUUAAGGAUUAAAGAUGCAAGUGUUGAAAACAAUUGCUAUUUAUUUAAAUAAAAUCGGAUCAUAUACAAGACGCUCUAUAAUUUUACUUCGUGAUUAAAUAUUAACACCUUAAUUUAUUUCCACUAAUGCCAAGGAAAUGCAGCAUCUCGAAUAUAGGAUUCUUAAGUGCAUCAACCGUGUAAUUUUACUCAUUAUCUGAUCCAAGCCCUUAAGCAGAUUGAGAAAGUCAUUGUAGGCGGUUUGAACACAACCCGUACCAUGUCUAUUGCUCUUUAAACACAACUUUAAUCGAUUAAGAGUUUGUGAAAUAUUGAAUAUAUACUGAAUACCAGUAGCUAUUAAGGGUCGUAUACUUUCGCAUAAAGAUAAGUUUGGUUUCAAGGUAAUGUUACAGCAAUUCUGCAAUUCUAUAAUACAUAUUUUGAUAAGGCUAUCCACAACAUGACACGCACCAUUUAGUGUUCCAGUCUUUAUAGCCGGGCUGUUAUUUUUUAAUAUUGAUUUCAAAAUGCUCUUGUCUAUCAAGUAGUCCGUGAGACUUUUAUCAAUAUACUCCAAAGCACCUUCAACACUAUUAUUAAUAUCGGAAAUUCUUUUAUUUACAAGUUCCAUCUGCUCUACAGCUAUGCUAUGGAUCGAAUAUACAGCAUUGACCUGGUCAAUGCGAGCUACCGCGUAUGUUAUAUCACUUAGUAAAUUGAAGAACCGAGUCAGAAAACCAUCGCCAGUAACAAGUUUUAUUAUUUCUGUCAUCAGUUCGCUGGGUAGACGCUGUUCCGAUUCAGUCAGAAUUCGAAAAUUUUCCUUGUGCAGGGUAUUUCCUACAGAUGCUAGGCAUACUGAAAGUAAUAUUACAAACACAGUACGCGAUAUAGUUCUCAUCGCUAUAGAUUAAUCUGAGCAACUGUCUGUGUAAAAUUGUCGUCUAUAAACUAUUGACGUCAACUAAAUUUUGUUUGUAAAUCACUAAGCUUCAAGAACAGUUUCAAUAUGUACA
This is a messenger RNA of Drosophila busckii, 2236 nucleotides long. RefSeq lists its product as uncharacterized. The transcript has a single exon. NCBI's taxonomy places the organism in Eukaryota, Metazoa, Arthropoda, Insecta, Diptera, Drosophilidae. The record is from RefSeq and is a predicted model, not a curated record. Bases 149 to 1243 code for a protein of 364 amino acids.